Molecule: messenger RNA, 561 nt
Organism: Blepharisma stoltei
Lineage: Eukaryota; Ciliophora; Heterotrichea; Heterotrichida; Blepharismidae
Source: the annotation of a GenBank genome assembly
AUGGAAAAUAUACAUAAUGAGCCAGCUCUCGUCAAUAAAAUGCUAGUCAUCUCAGCAGUGGUUGCAUUCAGUGCUUCUUUCUUUAAAAAGGCAUGAAAAUGAGAGAAUAAAGUAGCAUUUCAGUACUGAAAACCUUACGAAACAUUAGAGCUAGCUGCAAGAUGUGCUGGGCUUAGUACAAUUAUAAUAUUUCUACAAGUAUUUGCUAUAAUGAUGUACAGAUUAUUCUCAUCUGCUUCUGAUACAAUUAAAUGCCAUGAAAAUGCUUUCCUAGUAACAUUCAAAUAUAUUUUACAAAAUUUAUUAGUUGAAAAUUUUAUUUUUGUCGUCAAUUUGCUCUCAGCAGCUGCAAAUGGGCUUGGCAAUGAAAGAAUUGUUAUUGUUUUUUUAGUUUUUGUCGCUACGCAAAUAUUAUUCUGGUUUGGAUACUUAAUAAUUUCUUUUUUAAAAAUUCAGCACCUAUUUGAUCCAAAUUUGAUAUCUAUUCUUAGUUUUAUGAACAAUGCAAUCCUAUUUGCCUUUAAUAUGAAACCUCUAAUUAAUAUCGAUUUCCAAUUUUAA